Molecule: messenger RNA, 1680 nt
Organism: Rhincodon typus (whale shark)
Lineage: Eukaryota; Metazoa; Chordata; Chondrichthyes; Orectolobiformes; Rhincodontidae
Gene: slc1a7a
Product: solute carrier family 1 member 7a
Exons: 11
Coding region: 1-1680 (559 amino acids)
Biological process (GO): L-glutamate transmembrane transport
Cellular component (GO): plasma membrane
Molecular function (GO): glutamate:sodium symporter activity; neutral L-amino acid transmembrane transporter activity; L-glutamate transmembrane transporter activity
Source: RefSeq, a predicted model, not a curated record
AUGGCUGGAGCAUUUGCAGCAGUCUCCAUUCAGAUCAAAGGUGUCUUUAAAAGGAACGGUCUGCUCGUUCUCUCGGUCCUGUCGGUUAUUAUCGGGUGCUCCCUGGGAUUUUUUCUUAGGACUAGGCAUCUCUCCGAACAGGAAAUCAAGUAUUUCCAGUUCCCUGGUGAGCUGUUGAUGAGGAUGCUAAAAAUGUUAAUUCUUCCACUGGUGGUAUCCAGCUUGAUAUCUGGACUGGCGGCUUUGGAUGCAAAAGCUUCAAGUCGAUUGGGUCUCAUCACAAUUGCAUACUACCUCUGGACGACCUUUGUAGCUGUCGUUAUAGGAAUAAUUAUGGUCUCUAUCAUACAUCCUGGUGGUGCAGCCCAGAAGGAGAGUAUCGAUGACAGUGGAAAGCCAAUCAUGAGCUCUGCAGAUGCAUUGUUAGAUCUGAUACGGAACAUGUUCCCAUCUAAUCUAGUUCAAGCUACAUUUCAGCAGUAUCGAACCAAGAUUGUUCCAAUUGUUGUUUCUGUCAAAGUAGUGGGAUCUGAAGCUGCCACACGAAUGCCUUUAAUCUAUGGAAUUCAAGGUGACAAUGACUCUGAAAUAGUUCAGAACAUUUCUUUGGAUAUCACCCCACCUCCAGAAAUUAUCUACAAAUCAGGGCCAGGAUCAAGUGAGGGGAUGAAUGUUCUUGGCAUCGUUAUAUUUUCUGCAACAAUGGGUAUUAUGCUGGGGAGAAUGGGAAAGAAUGGAAUGCCACUGGUCAGCUUCUGUCAAUGUUUAAAUGAAUCUGUGAUGAAGAUUGUUGCUGUUGCCACAUGUUAUUUCCCUUUAGGCAUAGUAUUCCUUAUUGCUGGCAAAAUCCUGGAGAUGGACGAUCCUACAGCAAUCGGAAAAAAACUGGGCUUUUACGCUAUCACAGUGGUUUGUGGUCUAGUGGUCCAUGGGCUAUUUGUUCUACCCAUGGUGUACCUCUUUAUCACCAAGAAAAAUCCAAUUGUUUAUAUAAGAGGAAUCCUUCAAGCCUUACUCAUAGCUUUGGCUACUUCAUCAAGUUCUGCCACUUUGCCAAUCACCUUCAAGUGCCUGUUGGAAAAUAAUCAUAUCGACAGAAGAAUUGCAAGAUUUGUUUUGCCUGUGGGAGCUACAAUCAACAUGGAUGGCACUGCCUUGUAUGAAGCUGUGGCAGCAAUAUUCAUAGCACAGGUUAACAACUAUGAGCUGGACUUUGGACAAAUUAUUACUGUAAGCAUAACAGCCACAGCUGCCAGUAUAGGUGCAGCAGGGAUUCCACAAGCUGGCCUGGUCACCAUGGUUAUUGUCUUGACAUCUGUUGGUCUUCCUACAGAUGACAUCACUCUAAUAAUUGCAGUCGACUGGGCGCUGGAUAGAUUUCGCACCAUGAUUAAUGUCCUGGGAGAUGCUUUGGCAGCUGGAAUCAUGGCUCAUAUCUGCCGAAAGAAUUUCACUCAGGAAAAUGAUGAAGUUCCACUGAUUGGUGAAACAAAACCCAGCAGCAUAAAUCCGAUCAUGACCUAUCAGAGAAAUGGAUGCACGAAUGACACUAACAAGUCAGACAAACAAAUCUACACCAUUACCCCAGAUGGAUCCCAUAAUGUACAAAUAGAGUUGGGCCUCAGCACUAAAACGGAUCACUGUACGAUUGAAAUAAAUGAAUUAGAGACCAAAGUAUAG